AGUUUUUUUUUUUUGCUUCUGAGAACUUACACUACUUGUACUUUUGCACUACAAAAUUAGAUAGCUUCUUGGUGAUCAUCUGAAUUAUAUUUUUAGGCAUGGCCGAUAUCAGAAGAAUCGGAGUUGUCGGUGCCGGCCAAAUGGGUGCCGGAAUUGCUCAACUCGCCGUCGUCAACGGCGUCGACGUAUGGCUUUACGAUACUGAUGCUGAAGCUCUUAUUAAAGCCCAAAAAUCUAUUUCAAAUAAUAUUCAACGCCUCCUUACCAAAGGACAAAUCUCUCAGGCAACAAGUGUUGAUGCUAUGAAACGUCUUCAUUGUUCAUCGCGCUUGGAAGAUUUACAUUCAGUUGAUCUUGUUGUUGAGGCUAUUGUGGAAUCUGAACAAGUGAAGAAAUCCUUAUUUGCCAAGCUGGAUAAGAUUGUAAAGAGUUCUGCUAUUUUGGCUUCUAAUACAAGCUCUAUUUCCAUUACUCGUCUAGCAUCUGCAACGAACCGACCCUCCCAGGUGAUCGGCAUGCACUUCAUGAAUCCUCCGCCGAUUAUGAAGCUGGUUGAAAUUAUUCGGGGUGCAGAUACAUCAGAAGACACAUAUUGUGCCACUAAAUGCCUGGCAGAGAGGUUUGGUAAGACAGUUAUCUGCUCUCAGGAUUACUCUGGCUUCAUAGUAAACCGAAUUUUGAUGCCUAUGAUAAACGAAGCCUUUCAUACACUGUACACCGGAGUUGCAACAAAAGAAGAUAUCGAUACAGGAAUGAAACUGGGAACCAACCAUCCUAUGGGUCCUCUGGAGCUUGCAGAUUUUAUUGGACUGGAUGUUUGUUUGUCAAUCAUGAAAGUUCUUCAUGUCGGUCUAGGGGACGAUAAAUAUGCUCCAUGCCCUCUCCUUGUGCAGUAUGUUGAUGCUGGUAGGCUUGGUAAAAAGCGUGGCGUUGGUGUAUAUGAUUACCGUGAUGGUGCAGCGAAAACUGGAUCGCCUCGACUCUGAACUCCUUGCACUUGGUAUAUGUGAAACAACUACAACGUAUUGAAACAGGCUCCUUCUUGCAAUACCCCUCUUAUAUUCCUCAGGUAUUAAUAAAGAGAGAAAUAACAGGGAUGUAUACAAUGACUCUACCAAUGUGAUUCCUUGGUGAUGUAAUUGUUCUCAUCUUAUUGCAUAGCUUUUCUAUACAAAUCCAACUUUUCUUGUUCAA
Molecule: messenger RNA, 1194 nt
Organism: Solanum dulcamara
Lineage: Eukaryota; Viridiplantae; Streptophyta; Magnoliopsida; Solanales; Solanaceae
Exons: 4
Coding region: 99-986 (295 amino acids)
Biological process (GO): fatty acid metabolic process
Molecular function (GO): oxidoreductase activity, acting on the CH-OH group of donors, NAD or NADP as acceptor; NAD+ binding
Source: RefSeq, a predicted model, not a curated record